Molecule: messenger RNA, 2913 nt
Organism: Lichtheimia ornata
Lineage: Eukaryota; Fungi; Mucoromycota; Mucoromycetes; Mucorales; Lichtheimiaceae
Exons: 16
Coding region: 1-2913 (970 amino acids)
Biological process (GO): proteolysis
Cellular component (GO): membrane; cell wall; cytosol
Molecular function (GO): serine-type endopeptidase activity; tripeptidyl-peptidase activity
Source: RefSeq, a predicted model, not a curated record
AUGCCAGCUUAUUGUGUUGCAUCUAACAAGGUGUUGCUGCUGGGCCUAAUUCUACUAUUUUUCUAUUGUGGCACCGGAGAAAGCCAAGAAAACAAUCAACAACGUGAUAAUAAUGCUGGCAUACGAUACACAGUGCAAUUCACGUCGUCAACAUUACCCAAUGGUACCAGUGUAGAGGAUCCAGAGGCUAUUCAAGAUGCCUUUUUACAAUAUCUUGAACGCAACAACGUUAAUGUCACUGUGCGUUAUCGAUUUACGGACAUCAUGAAUGGCAUGUCCAUUAUGUUGCCACCUGAUACAGUUUUACCACAAUGGCCACCACCACCCCCAUCAUCAUCAUCAAACAGCUCUUUAAGCAUGGCAACCAUUGAACAUCACCAUGGCAACGCAUCCUCUCUUGUAUCCAGCGACUUCCAUCCAACAGCCUUUUUGACUCAAACGUUACAAACAUGCCCCUACGUAAAUCGAUAUUGGCAAGGAAAACGGUAUCGUCGACCCCAAGUGCGUCGUGGAACCCUGUCGCCUGAUGACGUUCCUGGAUUACCUAAUUUACCAGCAGCACAUGAAUUGACGGGUGUAGACCAAGCAAAACUAUCAAAUUGGACAGGCUAUGGUAUCCGUGUUGGUAUCCUGGAUACGGGUGUCGAUUACACACAUCCUGCUCUUGGUGGAUGCUUUGGUCCAGGUUGCAAAGUGGCUUAUGGUUAUGAUCUAGUAGGUGACGCUUCAAAUGCAGACGAAACAAUAGAUGGCUACGGCAUCAAUCCCGAUGAUGAUCCAAUGGACACGUGCGAUGGCCAUGGGACCCAUGUAGCAGGUAUCAUUGCUGCCAACGAUACAAAAAUGGGAUUUGAAGGUGUUGCCCCUGGUGUAGAGCUGGGUGCAUGGAGGAUUUUUGGAUGUCAGGGUGAUACCGAUGAUGAUAUUAUUCUUAUGGCAGCUGAAAUGGCUGUCAAAGCAGGGAUGGAUAUCAUCAACCUUUCAUUGGGUGGCGGUGUGAGUGCGUGGGAAGAGGAUGCAUUGGCCGUAGCUCUGUCCAACAUUGCUGACAAAGGCAUCAUGGUGGCUGUGGCUCAAGGGAAUGAAGGAAGAGAUGGCAUCGCUCGCACACCAUCACCAGCUAUUGGUGAGCAUGUGAUGGCUGUAGCCUCUUUUGAAAAUGCUGAAAAGUUUGGUCACGUGUUCCACAUUGCUGACAAUGACGCACAUUAUGGUCCUUUUGAAUAUACUAUGUCCGAUGGCCGUUUUCAAUUCCCUAAUGAUACCCAAGCGCUUUUUCCAUUCACGGUCCUUUUGGAUCCUUCUCUAAACAACACCUCGUCUGAUGAGGCGCUUUUCGCAUCUGUCAGCAAAUCAUGUGAACCUAUCAAUGUGGAUUUGACAGGUAGCAUUGUCCUUGUGCAGCGUGGCUCAUGCGAAUUUGGUCAAAAAGCAAUGUAUGCGCAAACGGCAGGCGCUGCAGGAUUGCUUGUAUGGGAUAGAAAGGAAGAUGAAGCCAUCCAAAUCGAUUUAGAAGGAUAUGAAAACAUUGACAUCCCUGUUGGCUCGGUGGAUGGUGACUUAGGGCAUCGGCUUGUAAAGCAAUACGUUGACAAUCAAAACCAAACGGUGGGCUUUAGCGAUAGCCUCAUUCGCAUGCCCAAUGGUGGUAAACCAUCAAAAUUCUCGACUUGGGGACCGGAUGCAGAGCUGCAUCUCAAGCCUGAUAUUGCUGGGAUUGGUGGUACUGUAUUUUCUACAUAUCCAGUGAGCAUGGGCAGCUACAGGGUGCUGAGUGGCACAAGCAUGGCAACGCCCUAUCUUUCUGGAAGCACAGCUUUGUAUUUGCAAGCAAAAGGACGACAUGGUACCAAACGUACGAUAACGGCAUUGCUCAAUCAUGCAUCACCCACAUUUUUGUCACACUCCGAUGCCAAUGGCACUGAGUUGAUCGAUACACCCAUUAAACAAGGAGCAGGUCUUGUGCAAGUGUUGGAUGCCAUUCGAGGGACCGUGCGUGUGAACCCUUUUAAAAUUUCUUUAAAUGACACAGCCAACUUGCCUACCAAUGUCACUAUCACGAUCCAUAAUGAUUCCCACGAUACCAAGAACUUCACACUACACCAUUUACCCGCUGCCUCUAUCUCAGGAUACAAUCUUACUUCAAGUGCCGUUCCACUUGCAAAGCCCAAGUAUCUUCAUGCACAUGCCGAUGUUCACUUUGACGAAACCAGUAUUGUUGUCCAUGACAACCAAUCAGCUGUUGUCACUAUUGCAUUCCACCCACCUAAUGUCAAACUCGAAAACGAGCACGCAAUCUAUGGUGGCUAUAUUGAAGUAAGAUCGCAAAAUGAGGAUGAUGAUGAGCCUGCUGUUCGUGUACCCUACAUGGGCGCUCAAGGUGCUCAGCGUGAUCUUGCCAUUUUGGAUAGGAAUCGAGGAUAUCCCUUCAUCGGUAACCGCUAUGGUGAGCCAUUGACCAAGAUACCCACAUACAACUUUGCUCGAAAUGAUAUGCUUUAUUUGUUCUUGCGGAUUGGCAACCCAACACGGCAAUUAAGAUCCGAGCUUCUCUACAAUAACGGCACCGUGGUGGGCAACUUGCCUGGUUUAUACGAUGCAUGGUUGGCUCGUAAUGACCACAGCGAUGAAAAUUUCGAGUAUGCUUAUGAAUGGAAUGGUGGUGUCUAUGUACCUGGUCCAAGUGAUCAAUAUCGCCAUGGUCGUCAUCGUCAUCGUCAUCAUCAUACUAAAGCAUGGCAUCAUCUUCCACGUGGUACCUAUCGAUUACGAGUCUCAGCUUUGCGUAUCUUUGGUAAUCCUGAUCAAGAAGAGGAUUGGGAUAUUUGGGAAUCGAAACCAUUCCAUGUGCUAGAGGAUGGCAUGGACAUGAGCCGAUAUAGUGCUUUAGAUUUACUAGCGGCAAGAGAAUAG